UAACUAUUCCAUCAAUGACAUUCUCUUGCGCGCCGACGUUGAAAAGAACCAGAGAUGACUGCGAAGGGAUGAGCUUGGACAUGGCGAAAUGCCUGAUGCUUCUCUCCCACGGGGUCAACACAAACCCUAGAAAAGCCGCCGUGCAUCACGAUGAGGACAACUUCGAGUGCAAGACGUGCAACCGCCGGUUCUCAUCAUUCCAGGCACUCGGCGGCCACCGGGCGAGCCACAAGAAGCCAAGGCUGCUGGAGACAAUGAAGCUGGAAGACUGCACCAAGCUGGCGUUGGGCUCAAUGGCAAAGCCGAAGAUGCACGAGUGCUCGAUGUGCGGACUGAAGUUCGCAUCGGGGCAAGCCCUGGGAGGCCACAUGAGGAGACACAGGGCCGAGCUGAUGAGCGGGGACAUGAUGAAGAUGGACGAGAUUCUCGCUGUCGGUUCGAUGAUCCCUCUGUUGAAGAGGUCGAAUAGCAGCAAGAGGGUUAUGGGCCUGGACUUGAACUUGUCUCCUCUUGAGAAUGAUCUCAAGUUCUUGUUUGGCAAGAUGGCUCCCAAGAUAGAUCCAGUGUUCCUGUGAUUACCGUUCCUUUUUCUCACGUUGUUUUAUUAAGGAGUUUUACUUUAGCUUGAUAAUUUGUUCAUUCAUUUGUAUUCAUUCAUUUGUUGUACAAAAGGAAAGUCCUAUAUGGACCGACUAAGUUUAGGUUCUUUUGUAAAUCAUCCAAAAAUUCGAGUUCAAUCUUUCUUUUG
Eucalyptus grandis is the source of this 748-nucleotide messenger RNA. RefSeq names its product zinc finger protein ZAT11-like. Bases 15 to 575 code for a protein of 186 amino acids. The record is from RefSeq and is a predicted model, not a curated record. NCBI's taxonomy places the organism in Eukaryota, Viridiplantae, Streptophyta, Magnoliopsida, Myrtales, Myrtaceae. The transcript has a single exon.